UUAGCAGCGCCGUUGCUUCGCGACGAAGGUUCGAGUCCCCGCUUCGGCCGUAAUGGCGGACGCAGAGUCGGAGACCGAGGGCGGCAGCGAGCGUGGUGGCGACGGCGGCAGUAGCGGCAGGGGCGGCGGCGGGCGGGCUCCCCCCCGCCAGGGCGGCAGCGCGGCACUCGUGGCCCCGCUGGGCCCCGAGCAGUUGUGGCGGGUGCUGGAGCAAGUGACGAGGGCACAGCUGCCGCCGCCGCCGCCGCCGCCGCCGCGGCCACCCUUCGUGGUGCAGGACGCGGCUCAGCGGCUGCGGGAUGCGGCCCAGCAGGCCGCCCUGCAGCGGGCUCCGGGCGCUGAGCCCUCGCGCCUGCCGCGUCUGCUGCCGCCCCAGCAACUGGAAGCCAUUUGUGUCAAGGUGACAUCCGGAGACAGGAAAGGGCAGGAGAAGCCAACCUCCCUGCUGGCCAUCACCCGACCCCAGGCGGCCGGACAGAGCCCGAAGCCUGGGAGCUGGCCUGGCCCAGUGGGGCUCGGGGUACAGCCUGUGGGUCCUCAAGGACCCAUGCCCGCCAAGAGGGUGAAGGCUACCCCUGCCCUGAGCAGCCAGGGCAGCAUGCCGACCCCUGUGACUGCCUCUGACCUGCCUGUGGCAGCACCUGCUGGGUCAGGUUCAGCACAUCCGUCUCUGUCGCCAGCUGGCUCACGAACAGGGCAGACCGAGAAGCUCAGGAAGUCCUCGAGGGUGAAAACACGUUCUGGACGGAUAUCCCGGCCCCCCAAGUACAAGGCCAGAGAUUACAGAUUCAUCAAGACGGAGGACCUGGCAGACGGGCGGCUGUCGGACUCGGAUGACUACUUGGAGCUGAGCUCGGGGGACGAGGAGGAGCAGCGAGACCCUCGGGCGCUAUUCACCGUGGCCAGCUGUGCUCUACGGCCCCGGGCCUUUCGCUGCCAGGCCUGUGACAAGGCGUACAUUGGGCAGGGCGGGCUGGCCCGGCACUGGAGGCUGAACCCAGGCCACAGUGGGCUGCAGCCCAAGGCGUCACCCGAGAGGGGGCAGCUGGAGGCCGGCACUGGGGGCCCGGCCUUGCCAGAGCUGUGCAUACCGGCUGUGCCCCGCCAGGACGGGGCAGAGGCAGCACAAGGCAGCCCACAGUGUGUAGAAGUUGAAGAGGCGAUGGUGCUGGAGCCAGAAAAUGCCAGUCCUGCUUCGGGGAUUCAACCUGGAGACACCGAGGGCCUGGCAGAGUCCAGCGCAGCCGUCGCCCCGCCGAACGCCUACAGGAGCAGAGCCCAGCUCCAGGAGUUGCUCCUGCAGAGUGGCCCAGAGGACUUGAUGGAGCUGGUGCUGCCCCGGCUGGUACAGGUGGUGACUGUAUAUGAGUUUCUCCUGGUGAAGGCCAAGGACAGCAGCUUGGCGCAGCCCAGCUUCCAGGCUGUGUACAAAACGUUUGAAGAGCUGCACGCCAGGGUGAAGGCCCUGUGUCAGGAGCACCUUAGCCGAGUCGGCACGGCUUCUCUGCAGCCCCUGGAAGUCAGAGACCCUCAGGUUGCCGAGUCCCUAGGAAUCCCAGGAUUUCUGAGGAAGACAGAAGCACGCCCAGACCACACUGUAGCCCAAGGCCACAGUCCAGAGAGGGCCGGGCUGAGGCUUGAGGAAGCCGGUGGCUGGCAGAGGUUGCAUGAGGCUGCACAGCAAGCACCCGCAGCACAGAGGCCCAGGCAAGCAGCUCUGCCCAUUGGUGACCCAGAGCGCCCUGCUGCCCUUGGCGGAGGCCAGGAGACUCCUGGGCUGGGUGUGCCCACUACAGGCAAGGGUUUUGCCCCUCCAGCGAUUGGGGCCGCUCCUGCCCUGCCUGAAGGCAGCCAUGGGGUGACAGUUUCCGGUGGGUUCACGAGUGUGUCACAUGCAGGCUGGCAGCUUACGGCAUCCGCUGACUCUGGAGCCAGGCGUGGGUCUGCAGGCCCUGGUGUCCUGUGUGGGGAGAGCCAUGGAACAGGUGCCCCGCUAGGCGAGCCUAAAGAGCAUGUUCCAGAUGCCAAGGCCGCCCAGGGAAGCCUGGGAGCCUACAGCACCCUGUCACCAGCAGGAGAGGCUACAGGUGCAGAGCCAGGGGACCCAGGCGCCAGGCCCAUGGCCCCACUGCCUGAGGAGAUCUCGCCAAUAGACAUUGUGCCAGUGGACUGCACUCGCAGGACUGGCCCAGACAGGUCACCAUUGAGCAUAGGAAGCCAUUCUGGGGACCUGAAGCAGCUCCUCCAUGGGCUGGAGGUACACAUCAGCCUGGGAGACCUGGAAUGUGAGGCUGCUGUUGGGGACUCGGUGGCCUUUGAAAUCAGUAAUGGGUGCCCGGAAGUGCUUUGCCAGGGCCAGGAACAGAUCCUCGUUCAGACUGCCAGCGGGGUCCUCCUGUCCCACUUGGGGACCACCACAUCACAGGAGAACACUGUCCUGGUGACCGGUGCAGGGGGCCCUGGCCUGCACAUCAGGGCCCCAGAAGGCAUCCCUCUGGUAGCAGGGGGCGAGACCCUCACAGUGCAGACCGAGCCCUCGCCAUGACCGUGUUGGAAGCAUGGUCCCACAUCUGUUCUGCCUGGAGUCCAGUGGGCAAUGGGGUUUUCUCCUGUGAACCCCGGUGAUGAGCCUGGUGUUUUCAUAAAGAGUAACAUCUGCA
This is a messenger RNA of Cavia porcellus (domestic guinea pig), 2660 nucleotides long. It is a transcript of the gene Znf839, whose product is annotated as zinc finger protein 839. The coding region runs from base 53 to 2545 and encodes 830 amino acids. The transcript is spliced from 8 exons. NCBI's taxonomy places the organism in Eukaryota, Metazoa, Chordata, Mammalia, Rodentia, Caviidae. The record is from RefSeq and is a predicted model, not a curated record.